Molecule: messenger RNA, 1755 nt
Organism: Symbiodinium sp. CCMP2456
Lineage: Eukaryota; Dinophyceae; Suessiales; Symbiodiniaceae
Source: the annotation of a GenBank genome assembly
AUGUGCAAGCGUCUAGGGUUAUCCGUCGGGAUCAAAAACUAUCCCGAGGAGCCCUUGGUAUAUCCCGUGGCAGAUACUACAUGGUGUUGCGAAGGGCUGCAACGAAUUCAUUUUGAGUGUCUUCAGUGCAUUGAUGCUGACCGUAACAAGUUCGAGCAAUACCUCCGCAUCUUCUGCGAGCAGAUCACUGAGGACCAUGAUUUUCUGUUUUUCAAUUUCAACGGCCAUUGCAAGGUCAUAGACGGCGAGGCAGUUCUCGUAUUCAGGGAUGGAGAGAAAGAAGCUGGUGGUCAGUUCCCGGUGAAAAUCUUGAUCGAGAAACUUGUGAAUAGCAAGGCUAGCAAUGAUGCAGUGAUAUUUUGCCUCAUGAACUGUUGCCAUGGAGUUCCAAAGGAAAGUGCUGACAAGCUUGUGAAGCCUGGAAACAGAUCAGCUUCGUGCAAAGCCCUAGUCACCAUUUGGGCGUCAGCCUGUGGAUAUCCUGCCGAAGAAAUUCCUAAUCCAGCUGGCUGCAGCACACUCAUGCGAACGUUUGCUAGGUGCAUCGGUCAUUACUUAUCGUUGGCUGAGAUUUACAGCAGGAUUGAAACGGCAGUGACAUCGCAUGCCCUGAAUUCGGGCCGAGCACUACCUCAACAACCAUGCUUGCGUGUACAGAAACUUCCCCUACGAUCUGAUCUGUUCGUCGCUGCAUACCCCUCCGGCAAACACCCCGCUUCGACAUACGGCCGUCAACCUGCGGAUGUUGAUGAUGAUAUCACCCGGACGGAUAGUGUGAGUAUCCACGGGUUGGAACUCGGACUCACAGAUCCUUCUGAGCCAGCAAGUUCAGGCCAAUUGGCUCCGAUCCAGGUCAUGGACUUUGCAGAAGAGCAUGACAGAAAUGAGGUUAUUGGUGCAGACCAAGAAGCAGUAAAGCGGUUCUGGGUACCCGUUGUUUUUGUUGCAGCUUCCACCUUGCACAGCAUUUUGGUACUUGCCUGGUGGAUGAGGCUAGUCAAGCUACAGCGCAGCAGCCGCGACUCUUUGAGCAUUAUGGUGGCGUCAUUCAUGUGGGCCUGCUUCAGCUACAGUCCGCAGGCGCAGCAUACACAGGAGUGCAUGUGCGUGUUCAUAUCAAAGCUUGCCAGAUGCUGGCCAGGUGUGGAAAAAUUCGCAUCAAAAAGGUUCUUUCCUCUUUGCAUGGCUGCGCAGGCUUGGGGGCAAGGGUUUAUCUACAGUGAUGGGAUCGAGCUGGCAACAGGGUCCAUAUCUUGCGCUGCCACCAUGGCCCUUCUGUUUGGGUACGUUGUGCUUCUGAUGGACUAUGCACCGGCAGUUUUAGAGGAGUGGCGGGCUCGUGCCACUUGCCAGACGUCACGGAGGGCCUUCAAAACAUGGAGGGGUCUUUUCUUGGUAGCUUGCAUUUUGAGAUUGUACGCUUGGCAAGCCGAAUAUGGCUUUGCCGUGCAGCAGGGAGAGCGAAUGCAUCACCUGAUUCUGGUUGCAUUUCUCUUGGGGCUCGUCUACACUCUGGUCUUCGAUUGUGAUCCCACCUUUGUGUCGAGGGGACGGGCCUUGCCAGUGGCUGGUUUCGCUCUUACUUUCUCCAUGAUAGCGGUGCUGGCUGGCUGGUGCAGUGCAUUCAAGGAAGGCCAUUGGGUCAUGCCAUAUGCCAGGGGCGUCAUGCUUUGUGUCAUCUACAUGUCCAUCCUGUCAACUGGGGUGAUCUUCCACUGGAAUUGGAAGUUUGGCGCAGAUCCCACUGGCAUGUAA